GGGUGCCAAAUUGGUCGGGAACGGCCCUGGAGUAAACAAUAGUUGAUAUUUUUAUUCCUGUGGCAGUUUGAACCUUUUAUUUUGAAAGCUCCAACCAGAAAUCCUAUUCAUGUUAUGGCUGAUUUGACAGAUUCCAUUGCAACUUUUAUUUUGAAAUUAUUUUUCACCGGUAAUCACCUUGUCAUAUCUUCUUUAAUUGACACAUAUCGUAUUCGAGCGCAAAGCGCCAAGUCACUUUUCAUUCGCUCUGCAACAAUACUGAGUUUAUGAACAGAAAAAGUAAUUGUUGACACUAAUUAAGAUCAGUCGAAGAGUUCAUUUAUUUACGACACAGGUCAGUCAGUUCACACUUUCCUGUUUUUCAUCCUUUCCUUCCCUCUUUCUCAUUUUCUUUUUGGAUUUCUUUCGCUCUCGAUUUCUUUCACGCUCCUUUUCCCGUUCCCGCUUUCUUUCUCUCUUUUUCUCUCUUUUCUGUUCUUUUCUUCUUCUGCGUUCUUCCUUCCUUUCUUUUUUCUUCUCUUUUUCGCUGGACUCGACGAUGCGUCCUGGUUGCGCGCCUUGGACUGCGCUUGGAUUGUGAUGGACCUCCGGAGGUGUGUGCGUCCCCGGAGAGCGAGAGGACAUCUGCAAGCUUAGUAUGAACUGCAACAUUUGUAAUCCAGAAGCUCCGCAGAGGAGCAGGGCGGAGUGAGAUCACAUCGUCCCCCUCCGCUGAUUUUCUACGUCGUAGCCAGCAGCAACCUCUAAAUGCACAUUUCGCCACGUUGCCGGCCGUCAGUUAACUCAGCAGACUGGUGCUGCAUUCGAGAAAGAUGGGAAGUCAAGAGUUUCCAACCUCCCAUAUGGUAAAAUAUCAUUGGAAUGCCCCCACUAUUUGAUCACUUACGAGAAGACAGGUGUGCUGGAGGUCAAAAUGUCUUAUGAUGGCCAAAAUAAAAAACAACUUGUCAUGAUCAGCCGUGUUUGCUGUUUAUAUUUGCUUGGAACGCUUUUAGGUCGCAACUGGUACUCUCCGAUUGGAAAAAGUCCGACUUCCCACCUUUCUCAGUUUUAUCCUGCUAUAUCGUCCCUACCAAUGUUGAGACCAAACGUACGCCCUUGCCAGGACCUCCUUUAAUCAAGAUCUCAAGUGAUCGGGGGACAAAGUUGGAGUAGAACAUAUAUUUGAAGUGACAGAAGUGAAAGUAAAAGAAAAACGUGCAGUGUCAUCUGGCCAGGAGCCCCUCAUGUGUGGGGCUUCCUCCGCUGUGUUCUCUUCCCCACCUCCCCUCUUCCUCCCAGCUUCAGUGGGAUGUUCCAGGUGUGUCCACUCUUAGCAUUGCUUGUGCUCUGCAGCUGCACAAAGGUCUCUUCUACCACAGCCUGGCAGCGAGUUGAGGAGCAGUGGAGAAAUUACAAAAACGAGUGUUUAGACUCUUUGAACCGCGCUCCCCCCACAGCAGGGCCGGUGUGUAACAGGACCUUUGACCAGUAUGCCUGCUGGCCUGAUGGACUCCUUGGAACCACGGUCAAUGUCUCUUGCCCUAAGUUCCUACCAUGGUAUUAUGAAGUCCAAGAUGGGUUGGUCUACAGAUUCUGCGGUGAAGACGGUCGAUGGGCCCAGAAAAAUACUAGUGAAUGUGAGCAUGACUCUAGCCAGCAGCAGUAUGGCCGCAUCCUCAGUCAAUUUCGGAUUGUGUAUACGGUGGGAUACUCACUGUCCCUGGGAGCUUUGCUUCUUGCUCUGGGAAUCCUCAUCAGUUUCAGGAAGCUGCACUGUAUGAGGAACAACAUCCACAUGAACUUGUUUGCCUCCUUUAUCCUGAGAGCCGUAUCCAUUCUGGUCAAAGAUGCCCUGUUGACCCUAACACUGGACCCCAGGAGCAGUGGUGGAACUCGGGCUCAAACCUGGAUCAACAUACCGGCUAUCAUGUGGUGUCGGGGCGCUAUGGUGAUGAUGCAGUAUACAGUGAUGGCCAACAACUACUGGCUGUUGGUGGAGGGCAUCUACCUGCACAGCCUGCUCGUCAUCACUGUGUUCAGUGAGAAGAAGUAUUUUUACAUCUACUUGGCGAUCGGUUGGGGUGCACCGCUCGUAUUUGUUUCUCCCUGGAUUGCAGUCAAAUACCUCUUUGAGAAUGAAGAAUGCUGGGAGAGAAAUACUAAUAUGGGAUACUGGUGGAUAAUCCGUUGCCCAAUACUUGUUUCUUACUUGAUCAAUUUUUUCAUUUUCAUACGAAUCAUCAAAAUCUUGAUGUCUAAACUCAGAGCUCAUCAGAUGAGAUACACUGACUACAAGUUCAGAUUGGCAAAAUCAACUCUAACUCUUAUCCCUCUGCUGGGGAUUCACGCAAUUCUCUUCACCUUUGUCAUUGAUGAAGCCGUCCCAAAAGGUUCCAUGUUGCGCCUGAUUCGGCUCUUCGUUGACCUUCUGUUCAACUCCUUUCAGGGACUGCUUGUUGCCAUCUUGUACUGCUUUGUCAACAAAGAGGUGCAGUCAGAGAUGCUGAAAAAGUGGAAGCGGUGGAAGCUGGGUAAGGACAUUGACGAGGAGUACCGCAACACCCACAGCCAGACGCCACAUAUCAAAAGUGGCAGCAUUGCCACAGGAAACCUGCCUGAUCUCCAUGACAACAACACCACUGACCCAAGUGGGGGGUCACUGGGUACGCCUCAACUCAGAAAAGCUGACAACAGCUCCUCCAGUCACGCCCCUCCUGACGAAAACCGCCAAUUGGUGGUGUCCUACAGUAACGAGAUGGGGAAUGUCAACAAACAAGCCUUUCACCUCUCCUUUGUGUCACAACAAGGUGACUCCAACUAUGGCAGCACUAGCUUGAAGGACACAUGUCGAGAGGAAAGAAUACAUUGCCACGCUUACCUGACGGAAGGGGAAGAAACUGAUGUCUAAGUCCUGCGCCAAUGUUAAGAGAUAAGCAAGAAUGAUGCUUUUAAGCACUGAACAAAUUUAAACAUAUAAGCAAAACUUAGGGAUAUUAUACACUCGGGAUUUACAAUCGGCAGCCGAAUCCAACAAAAAUAAUGUACUGUGCAAUGUUUGACUAUAUUUUUGCGUGUGAUGUGUACUUUUAAUGUUGAUAUUCUGCUUCUGUUGUGUGACUUCUAGUUGCAAUUGAUGUACUAGUCCUUGUAAAAAAAAUUAGUAUAUCGUGAUAAAGUUUAUUAUUUUCUGUAAUGUACUGAAAAACAUUAGACUUUCAUAUAGUUAAGAUUCAUUACACACAACUGAAGUAGUUCAACCCUUUUAUUGUUUUAAUGAAGAUGAUUUUGGCAAAAAUGUAAUGAAAAAACAAAAAUCCCUAUCCCCCCAAAAAAUCAGCAUAUUUCAUCCGACCAAUACAAAAAAAGUGUUUUUUAAUACAAAAAAAUUCAACCAUCAAUUAAUUAUAUCAGCUAUGCGCUCAAUACUUGGUCGGGAAUCCUUUUGCUGAAAUGACUGCUUCAAUGCGGCGUAGCAUGGAGGCAAUCAGCCUGUGGCACUGCUGAGGUGUUACGGAGGCCCAGGAUGCUUCGAUAGCAGCCUUAAGCUCAUCCACAGUGUUGGGUCUGGUGUCUCUCAACUUCCUUUUCACAAUAUCCCACAGAUUCUCUAUGGGGUUCAGGUCAGAAGAGUUGGCAGGCCAAUUGAGCACAGUAAUACCUUGGUCAGUAAACUGUUUACCAGUGUUUUUGGCACUGUGAGCAAGUGCCAGGCCGUGCUGAAAAAUGAAAUCUUCAUCUCCAUAAAGAUUUUCAGCAGAUGGAAGCAUGAAGUGCUCCAAAAUCUCCUGAUAGCUAGUUGCAUUGACCCUGCCCUUGAUAAAACACAGUAGACCACCACCAACAGCUGACAUGGCACCCCAGACCAUCACUGACUAUGGGUACUUGACACUGGACUUCAGGCAUUUUGGUAUUUCUUUCUCCCCAGUCGUCUUCCAAACUCUGGCUCCUUGAUUUCCGAAUGACAUGCUAAAUUUGCUUUCAUCUGAAAAAAGUACUUUGGACCACUGAGCAACAGUCCAGUGCUGCUUGUCUGUAGCCCAGGUCACGCGCUUCUGCCUCUGUUUCAGGUUCAAAAGUUGCUUGACCUGGGGAAUGCGGUUCUGUAGCCUAUUUCCAGCACACGCCUGUGCACGGUGGCUCUGUAUGUUUCUACUCCAGACCCAGUCCACUGUUUCUGCAGGUCCCCCAAGGUCUGGAAUCGGCCCUUCUCCACAAUCUUUCUCAGGGUGCGGUCACCUCUUCUGGUUGUGCAGCGUUUCCUGCCACACUUUUUCCUUCCCACAGACUUCCUGCUGAGGUGCCUUGAUACAGCACUCUGGGAAAAGCCUAUUCGCUCGGAAAUUUCUUUCUGUGUCUUAGCCUCUUGCUUGAGGGUGUCAAUAAUGGCCUUCUGGACAGCAGUCAGGUCGGCAGUCUUGCACAUGAUUGCGGUUUUGAGUAAUGAACCAGCCUGGGAGUUUUAAAAGCCUCAGGAAUCUUUCGCAGGGGUUUUGAGUUCAUUUGUUGAUUCAGAUCAUGAAGUUAGCAGCUUCUUUAGAGUACCUUUUCAUGAUAUGCUAAUAUUUUGAGAUAGGGAUUUUUGGUUUUUCUUUUUUGCCAAAAUCAUUAACAUUAAAACUGUAAACUGUAUUAUUAUUAUUAUUAUUAAAACUGUAAAAGUCUUAAACUAUUUCAGUUGUGUGUAAUGCAUCUAAAAUAUCUGAAAGUUAUCAGUACAUUACAGAAAAUAAUGAACUUUAUCACAAUAUGCAAUUUUUUUAGAAGGACCAUACAUUUUAUACAUGACAUUUGCAGUAUCAAUGCCUUUUGAAUGUGAACUACAGCAUGCAACACUUGAAAGCAUCUUCUCCUUGUUGGUUCGCAAAAGUAUAAUGGCGUUUAUGUUGUUUAAUAGAUUUUAUUGUCAAGUGACCAAAGCCAAAUGAAUAUCCUAGAGUCUUAUUAGAGUUUCCAUGUUUUAUUUCUAUUUCGGUGAAUGUACAGUGGUGAAAUAUGGUUGUAAUGUGUUUGAAAUGUAAUGAAAGGUGUUUGGAGGCUACAGCAUCUAGAUGUGUUGUGAGUAGAGUUGUCCGAUAAUGACUUUUUAUUUCAUAUCACGAUAUUGCCCAACUCCAAAAAAUCCGAUACUGAUAUAAAAUCGAUAUAUGCGGUAAUGGACAUAACAUAUUAUGACUGAUUGUAUUGUUAUGCCCCACUGGAUGCUUUCAUAAUGAUAAAUGUAACAACAUCAAGGUUUUCCAAAUACACAUUCCGUGAAAAAUAAGAGAACAAUUUCAACUAAAGUUAUGUAAAAUGUGCCUUUAUUGCACUACUAUAUUUAUUGUUGAAAUCAAAAUAGUGCAAACAUCAGCUAUAUGGAUCAAGUGUAGGGUUGGGCAUCGAGCAUCGAUUUGAUUCGGGAGUAACACUACGGAUCUCCCGGAACCAUUCGAGUUUUUAAAAUUUCGAUUCCAAAUUUUGAUGCCCUGACCGGAAAAAAUAGCUGCUGAACACCACGAAGAACAAGCCACAUGAAGACUAGCUCCAUUAUGAGCAAAUCAAAUGAAGUGGUUAAUUUAGCUUAGCACAAAAAAACGUGUUGCUUCCUAUAAAUGACAACAAAGUAACAGAAUAAACAAACAGAAAUGAUCAGCCCUUACCUAACUUGUAGAAAUACCACCUAAAACAAACAAUGUAAUACGAUAAAUGCCUGCAACAUAAGACACUCUAAACAUAGGCAAAAUGAGCUUUUGAAAAAUAAACAUCUUUGUGAAAGUGCACUCCUGUGGAAAGAAACUUCAUCAUAUUCAAGUUUAAAGACUGAUAUUAAUAUACUGUACAAGUUAAAAAUAGUCCUGCCAGAAAUUAAGACCAAAGUUAAUUGAAAGCGAACUUAAAAAAUAAUCAAGACGUUAAGAAAUUGAUAUAAACUGCAAUUUUAUUGUUUACCCAGCCUAUUAAAAGAAUCAGAAUCGAGAAUCGUUUGGAACCGGAAUCGAAAGGUGGAAUCGUAAUCGUUCAACAUGUCCAUAAGGCACGUAUUCUGUUCUAUGUGUGUGUGGGUACACAAAUUGACAGACAGCGAACAAAUCAGGCUCUGAAAAGUCAGACUCUGAAGUAAAGUUGAAUUGGCUUUACUGUGGCCAUCUUUCUCUUGACAAGAGCACUGAUAUUUUUUUUGUAAAACUGUAAAAAACAAAACAUUGUGUCAAUAAUAUGAAAUAAAGUCACAAAAAUAAUAUUAAGUAUAAACAUUAUGUGUCAAUUUGAAAAGCAACUGGUAGUCCAGCUUGCAACCAAUUAAUUAAUAUAACCACAUUUUACCGCAAAUGCAAACAAAGCGAAAUAUACACAUCUUUAAUAUACUACACAACACUCUUGAGUAUAAAGCAAAUAAAAACUGUAACUUACAAGCAAUACUUGUAUAAGGCACAAACAAGGUGGUGAGAUGGCAAGAACCGCGAUGAUACACUGGCUGCUGACGUUAGCUCGUCCAAGUAACUCUCUCUAUUUAUAAAGAGAUUGCACUGACAUAUGAAUGCAUCAGCAGAAAGAGCUGGAACCUAUCAAAACUAAUUACACCUAAGCGCCAGCAGAGGGCAAAGAAACCAAAAACACAAUGAGUGGACAUGACAGCACUACUGUUUGCAUAUUUGCCCAAAACCAAUGUCGACAAUAUCCGAUAUCAUUUUAAAAUGUUUUUAUCAGCCAAUAUUAUUGGCUACCCGAUAAUAUCGGACAACUCUAGUUGCAAGAAUAUUAUUUUCACUCAAAUGCAUGAUAAUGUGCUGCCGUUGUAAGCGCUGAAAAGCAAUGUAACCCAUUGUUGUGUUGCUGUACAACGACGCAUUUUUAGCUAACUGUCAUCACGUUAUUUCGUCAUCAUUCACGUUUUCAGCUCAACAGUCAAUACAAAGAGAGCAUGCAUGUACAUAAUUGCAUGUAUGGCCUCAAAGGUCUUUACACAAUGACUUUAUUGUAAGGGGAGGCGAUGCAUCAUGUUGCUGCAUUAGCAGUUAUUUUGAAAGAGUAGCACAGUUAUACAUAUACACACAUAUUUACAUAAGUGUAUUUGUAUAUUUUCUCCUUCCACUGACGCACAAGUGCCACACUUAGCUGGUCACAAAGUGUAAAUAUAGAUAUCUUGUAUUUUUGUUUGUAUUUAUUUUUCUUCAGAUGUCAAAAGUAGGAGGCAAGUAGUACAUGGAAGGCAAUUUUUGUGCUGCAUUGUGUCUCUGAGCUUUUAAAUUAA
Corythoichthys intestinalis (scribbled pipefish) is the source of this 7213-nucleotide messenger RNA. It is a transcript of the gene gcgrb, whose product is annotated as glucagon receptor b. NCBI's taxonomy places the organism in Eukaryota, Metazoa, Chordata, Actinopteri, Syngnathiformes, Syngnathidae. The coding region runs from base 1292 to 2890 and encodes 532 amino acids. Gene Ontology annotation, biological process: adenylate cyclase-activating G protein-coupled receptor signaling pathway; cell surface receptor signaling pathway. Gene Ontology annotation, molecular function: glucagon receptor activity; peptide hormone binding; gastric inhibitory peptide receptor activity. Gene Ontology annotation, cellular component: plasma membrane. The record is from RefSeq and is a predicted model, not a curated record. The transcript is spliced from 17 exons.